Molecule: messenger RNA, 864 nt
Organism: Aptenodytes forsteri (emperor penguin)
Lineage: Eukaryota; Metazoa; Chordata; Aves; Sphenisciformes; Spheniscidae
Gene: ROPN1L
Product: rhophilin associated tail protein 1 like
Exons: 6
Coding region: 189-845 (218 amino acids)
Source: RefSeq, a predicted model, not a curated record
CGCGCUCCUUUUCGGCUCUGGGCCUGUGGAUCGCUGUCGCCAGCAGCUAGGCAAGUCGAACCUGCCUGCGCAUACUUGUUGGUUUUCGCUUUGUACCGAGAACACCCGGGGUUAGUUUUGGACGCAUGAACGGAAAAAUAGAAAAUAAGAGCAAAUAGGAGGUCCUUGUCACUGAACGCAAACAGACCAUGCCUCUUCCAGAAACCAUGUUUUGUGCUCAGCAGAUCAAAAUCCCCCCUGAGCUACCUGAUAUCCUGAAGCAAUUUACCAAAGCUGCUAUUAGGACUCAACCUCGUGAUGUUUUGCAGUGGGCAGCUGCGUAUUUUUCAGCAUUGUCAAAAGGUGAGCCCCUUCCUGUGAAGGAGAGGAUUGAAAUGCCUUUGGCAACAGAGAAAACAGACGCUGGUUUGACCCCAGGACUCCUUAAAAUCUUGCACAAACAGCUCUCUCCCAAAGGCAUGGUGAAUGUUGCAGAACUGAAGGAAAAGUGGAAGCACUUGUGCUUGCCGGAGGAGCAACUGAAAGCUAUCCUGCAGUUGGAUGACUUCGGUGAGGAGGUGGAAUGGAUGAAGGUUCUGGCACUUGGGUGCAGCUUGCUCGGCAGGUCCUUACUGAGUUCAAUGAAACAUGCCUGCGAAAUCUUAACAAGGGACCCAGAAGGUGGAGCAGCUCGCGUUCCCUUCGAAACAUUCUCAUUCCUCUACUCCUAUUUGGCCAGUAUUGAUGGAGAGAUACCAGAGGAGAAAACUGAAGCAUUCCUCCACGGAAUUAAGGAACAAGCCAACCAACAAACUGGCAUGGUGCUGCUCAGAAACUUUCUGACCCAGCCCUCAACACUGUUUUGAUCAAGCCUACUCUUCAGCA